Messenger RNA from Elephantulus edwardii (Cape elephant shrew), 939 nucleotides. RefSeq names its product coiled-coil domain containing 169 (gene CCDC169). The record is from RefSeq and is a predicted model, not a curated record. The coding region runs from base 1 to 939 and encodes 312 amino acids. The transcript is spliced from 10 exons. NCBI's taxonomy places the organism in Eukaryota, Metazoa, Chordata, Mammalia, Macroscelidea, Macroscelididae.
AUGUCAGCCCCCACUGGGCUGCUGCUGAGGCCAAGCACCUACCUAACCAUUGCCCCACCAGGGCUCCUGCUAGAGAGGGAGAUUAGUAUUUCAGAGGGCGGCCACAGGCAGCAGCUAAGGCCGGGUGGGCCAGAGGAGCACCGACCGCCAGCGCGCGAUCCCGCGAGCGCUCCCCGACGUCACGUGCGCCCUGACGGACUCCCCCGCGUCACGUGCGCCCUGACGUCAGGGACUCCCUGCGUCACGUGCGCCCUGACGUCACCCAGCGCGCGGAGUGGCUUCCGGUGUCUGCUCGCCAUGGCGACGGCGCUGUGUCGCGGCCAGGAGCUCCCGGAGGAGCCCUCCAACCCACGGACGCGGAGCGCCGGGCCGCACUGGGCCGGGCCGGCGGUGGGCAGAGGGGCAGCCGACGGCUUCGAGGGCGUGAGCACCGACCGCCUCAAACUGGAGCUGCUGCAGGAGAUGCACAUGAAGGAUGUAGUGCAGCUCUCUAUGCUUGAUAUAAAACACAAGAUAAUGGAAUUGGAAGCCAAAGUCGGCGGGGACAGUGCAAGUGGUGAAUGGAAAACCCGUUAUGAAACCCAACUUGAACUGAACAGUCAGCUGGAAAAGCAAAUUGCUUCUCUCAAAGAGAAAAUGGAAAAAUUCCGUGGAAAUCCAUCAGAUAGACUGUCUUCCAUCCGCAUCUAUGAACGGAUGCCAUUGGAGUCCUUAAAUACAUUACUCAAACAGCUCGAAAAGGAGAAACGAAGCCUUGAAAAUCAAGUGAAAGACUGCACCCUCCGAUUGGAGCAGGAAUCCAAGGCUUACCUCAAGACCAACAGUGAGCGACGCACGUGUCUGGCCCAGAUGUCCCAGGUCACCAGCUCCCAGCACAUUUCUAAGUGGCAGCAUGUGGACCACCUGCCCAGAAUGAAAGAGAAUCUCAUGAAAACGUAA